AUGGCAGACGAAGGCCUGAAAGAUUUGUCUAAUCGUGAAUGGAAACGCGUCAUGGAACUCAUGGAAGAGCUGUCGACUGUCACGGAGCGGUCGUACACGAAUCCAUACAAUUCCCAUUACGGGGUAAUUAGAUCAAAACUAUGGCUGCCGGCGGUGGACCGAAGCAAGGAAGCGGAAAUGAAAUUUUUUAAAAUGAAUGGCUGGACAGAAUACCAAGCGGUCUACGACCGGUACGCGUUGAAGAAGUCUACCGAUGAGUAA
Molecule: messenger RNA, 261 nt
Organism: Cinara cedri
Lineage: Eukaryota; Metazoa; Arthropoda; Insecta; Hemiptera; Aphididae
Source: the annotation of a GenBank genome assembly